AUCAAACUCCUUCCACCAAAAUUCUGGAGAAUUCGCUCUUCUCCAACCUUUCCACUUGUUCCCUCUCUCUAGUUCAGAUCUUUCUUCUCUUCCUCCUCCCACCUGGUUCCGCCGCCGGGCACACCGCCUGCUCCUCCACCUCCCUCGUCUCACAGUCGCCUAGCCGCUGGGUGCCUGGUUCUGGUGGUGAACCCCACCACAGGCACGGGGUCAUGGGUGCCGACGGCGGCCGGAAGAGCUCGUCGCCGGCCGCGAAGCCGGCGGAGGCCCGGGCGGUGAGCCUGCUCGCCGGACUCCCGUCGCGGGGCAACUUCGUCGCCGACAACAUCUCGUCCAGCAUGGGUGGCCUCCCGGUUUAUGUCUGCCUGCACGACACCGCUCCUCCAGAGGGACAAGUUAUAGACACAGAUACAACAAACAUUUUAAUUAGAUCUCUCCAGUUAAGUAAACAGAAAAAUGAGGGCAAAGAUGUAGGCUCAAGGACUCCAGGAGAAAGCAGCAAGGGGAAAAGGUCGGCUUCCAGAAAUUUAGAUGGCAAGAAUCCAUCGAAGAGACCUAACACUGGCAGCUCAGCAGGUUCAUCUUCCCUCGAGGAAUUGCCAUCUGUUUUUUCUGAGCAGACACUUCAAUCAUUUACAGUGGAGAAGUUGCGUAUUCUUCUGAAAGAGAGAGGCCUGUCACCAAAAGGCAAAAAGGAUGAACUGAUUGCACGCUUAAUUGAGGCCUCAGCGUGAUCUGAACUGCAGUCUUAUUCAUCUCAUAUGACCGCAUUUUGUUGGAUGAUGUACCGUAGCGACGAAUUGUACACCAUGCUAGUGAACUUCUGUUGCAGACCUCAUACAGGCAUAUUUUAAAAUAUUUCAGAAAUGAAGAUCUGGCUGAUAUAUUUCCACAUGGCACCUUGUUUGUGGACUGCUGUAACACUUGCACAAUGCGUGUUGUGUUUACACAGGGCUGCCUGGACAACCAAGCCCCCACAUUUCCCCAGAAUUGGACACUGCGAACUCGAUUCCAGCACCUGUGUUCAUUUCCAAGCAACCUUUGCCUUGCCCAAUUUCCUUUUGAUGGAUCAGAAAAACUCUGAUUCUGACAUCAUGUGGGUGUCCUGGCAGCACUGGUGCACGUAUAAUUUUUGUGGUGAAGCCGAUUGCAGCAGCUGUUGUAUCUUGCAUGAUAGAUGAGACCAUAUAUGCUCUGGUAUUAUAGCAAUGCUAGGGCAUUGUUCUGGAAAAAAAAGUACAUGUUGGCAGCAUAGUUGAGAGAGAUUGAACUUGAAAUGUUCUUUGCA
Oryza brachyantha (malo sina) is the source of this 1288-nucleotide messenger RNA. RefSeq lists its product as uncharacterized. NCBI's taxonomy places the organism in Eukaryota, Viridiplantae, Streptophyta, Magnoliopsida, Poales, Poaceae. Gene Ontology annotation, biological process: positive regulation of proteasomal ubiquitin-dependent protein catabolic process. The coding region runs from base 213 to 734 and encodes 173 amino acids. The transcript is spliced from 6 exons. Gene Ontology annotation, cellular component: Cul4-RING E3 ubiquitin ligase complex. The record is from RefSeq and is a predicted model, not a curated record.